GCAAGCAGUUGUUGUAACACAUAACUCUAAACGCACAGUUAUGGAUAUUCGAUUUGACAAUACAUUCAAAUUAUCUUCUACGGCUUUGUAUUUGAACUUAGGCCAUCCAUCAUUGACUAUAAAUCUACAAUGGGCGACAAAAAUGUUUAUGUUCUAUGUUCUCUACACGCCAAGUUUUCUAUCUUUGAUAUACAGUAGCAUCUUCUAUGAUAGCUUCACUAAAAGUUGCACGAACCUCAGUCUAGCAACACUUUACUGUAUAAACAUAUUCAACUAUGUUCUUCUAAUUGUUUACAAGAAACGUUUCAUUGACAUUAUCAAAAUGGUGGAAGAAGACUUGCUUGAUGCGAGAGAACUAAUUGAUGAAGAUGAAAAGGCAGUUAAAGAAUUUACUGCUAAAGGGAUACGGGCUUCAAAGCUUUGGGCUUCCUGCUGUGCUCUUUGCGGUGUUAUGUUUUUUUGCAAAAGCGUCAUCGGUACCUCUUACUCUGUCCUAACGGGGAAUUUCAAACCGGUCGCUAUACAUGAACUAACGUAUCCACCAUAUAUAGAAGAAAGAAAGAAUGGUUUUCUCAUGUACAUUGUUAUUUUUGUUUCGCAAACUUUUUACAUCGUGUUCACGACUCUCAUGUAUGCGGGGUUUAAUGUACUGGGUCCGAUAUUCAUAAUGCAUGCUUGUGGCCAAAUACAAGUGGCCAUUCAGCAACUUGAUAGACUUUUUAUGGAUAAUGACAUUGAUGUUGAUGAUGUACUGAAGAAACUUAAAAAUAUAACACACCGGCUUCAGCAUAUAAACAGUUUUGUAGAUCAAAUACGACAUACUCAUCAACUCUUAUAUGAAAUGUGUCUCAAAACAAGUAUUAGUUGUGUUGCGAUUUCUUCGUUUGCUAUUAUCGAGUCUUACAAGGAAGGCAGUCUAAACAUUCACUUAAUUUGCUUCUCUUUUGCUGCUCUUAUGCAAAGCGGAAUUCCGUGCUAUUAUAGUGAAGUUCUCUUGGGAAAAGGAGAGGAGCUCCGAGUCGCCAUAUACGAGUGCGGGUGGGAGAGGUUUUGGAUCCCGAAAAGUCGCUCCAUAAUUCUCGUGUUGCUGACCAGGAACAUGCGCCCUCUAGGAAUCUAUUCUGUGUUUUCUAUAGUCUCUCUGAAGGCAUUUGCCGACGAAGAAAGGAUUACCAUUCCGUUUGUCGAGGAUGCACUGUCGAGGUGGACGGCUCGUUACCCUACGGCGUCGCUGCCCGAGGCUCCGCGAGUACAGCGACUUUGGGACGAUGUGGGGGCUGGGGAUGCUCUUGCACGGCUUAUGGGGGUAGCCACGGGGGUGAAUUUGGCCAGGUUGAAGUCGGUGUCAAACGCCGAAGCGGGAGCGUGGUUGCAAGCUUUGCCUGCUCCUCAUCUGGGAACACUCCUGGACAACGACUCAUUGCGGGUGGCAGUGGCUCUCCGCCUGGGCUGCGAUGUUUGUGUGCCUCAUAAAUGCAUCUGCAGCUCCAUGGUGGAGGCGACUGGCCAUCACGCUUUGAGUUGUUGUCGUUGUUCAGGAAGGUUCCCGCGUCACCACGCUCUCAAUGACAUUGUAAGGAGGGCUUUAAUAUCCGCCAAUAUCCCCUGUGUCCUCGAGCCUCCGGACCUCUGCCGCACCGAUGGUAGAAGGCCGGACGGCUUGACUUUGGUGCCGUGGCAGAGGGGCAAGUGCCUGCUGUGGGACGCCACGUGCGUUAGCACUUUCGCGGCCUCACACCUCGGCCGAACUGUGCGGACGGCUGGUGCCGCUGCAGAUUUUGCCGCGGUCAAGAAGCGGGAUAAGUACGCGAACCUGGCCAGUUUGAAGUUGUAUCGGUUCGGAAAUACCGCGAGCGAUAGUUCAUUUCACCGUUUAGCUGUGCGAGGUAAGAAGUUUCUGGAGAAACGCACAGUUGGGAACUGCGCACCAUCUGUGGUGACGAAGAGUCUAGAUUCUGCCACAUCCAGCUCCACAUUUAAUCACAAAUACCGAGUACUGAAAUCAAGCCCCAUUGAACUCGUUAUCGGCGACAACAGAACGCCGCCAAUAGGGAUUAAGGGCUUCGGCGUGUGGCAGCUGUAA
Messenger RNA from Cydia amplana, 2083 nucleotides. RefSeq lists its product as uncharacterized. Gene Ontology annotation, cellular component: plasma membrane. The record is from RefSeq and is a predicted model, not a curated record. The transcript is spliced from 7 exons. The coding region runs from base 41 to 2083 and encodes 680 amino acids. Gene Ontology annotation, biological process: detection of chemical stimulus involved in sensory perception of smell; sensory perception of smell. NCBI's taxonomy places the organism in Eukaryota, Metazoa, Arthropoda, Insecta, Lepidoptera, Tortricidae. Gene Ontology annotation, molecular function: olfactory receptor activity; odorant binding.